Molecule: messenger RNA, 2831 nt
Organism: Drosophila obscura
Lineage: Eukaryota; Metazoa; Arthropoda; Insecta; Diptera; Drosophilidae
Gene: Naprt
Product: nicotinate phosphoribosyltransferase
Exons: 11
Coding region: 260-2368 (702 amino acids)
Biological process (GO): NAD+ biosynthetic process
Molecular function (GO): nicotinate phosphoribosyltransferase activity
Source: RefSeq, a predicted model, not a curated record
UUCUGCUGCCUUUACAGAUACUUGAUACAAAAGUUCAACGGCAUUCGGUAGAGUAAAUACAAAAAAGAAAAAAACAAAACAAAGCAAAUUAAUUAGUUUGUUUAUUUGGCACAUUCGUUGCUCCGCAAAUACGAGUACGAGAAUACAAGUCGCGUGUGAUCGGAACGAUACGACAAAUAGUGAACGAUAGGCCACAGAAUAUUUGCUACACAGAGAAAUAUCCAUCAGAAGUACAGCAGAUCAGCGGAUCGGCGACAAAAUGAAUGACCGUGAAUUGAGCUGCAAUGCGGGCGGGCAGUUUAUGGAUCGCGGACGAAUGAAUCAGAAUGGCGUUGUCCAGCCAUUGCUAACCGAUUUAUAUCAAAUCACAAUGGCAUAUGCAUAUUGGAAAUCGGAUAAGACCGACGAUCAGGCGGUAUUCGAUCUAUUCUUUCGCAACAAUCCAUUCCACGGUGAAUUCACCAUAUUCGCUGGCCUCGAGGAGUGCCUCAAAUUCCUGGAUAGCUUCCACUAUUCCCAAAGCGAUAUUGAAUACCUGAAGCAAACACUGCCCGAGGGCAUUGAGAAUGAGUUUUUCGAGUACUUGGGCAAUCUAACGGCGCGAGAGGUCACCUUGUAUGCCAUUGAUGAGGGCACUGUGGCAUUUCCACGUGUGCCCAUCAUUAAGAUUGAGGGACCCCUGAUUAUUGUACAGCUACUGGAGACCACACUCCUAACGCUAGUCAACUAUGCUAGUUUAAUGGCAACGAAUGCAGCUAGAUAUCGCAUGGUAGCUGGCAAACAUGUCAAACUAUUGGAAUUUGGACUGCGUCGUGCCCAGGGACCAGAUGGUGGCCUAUCCGCAUCGAAAUAUUCCUACACAGGUGGCUUUGAUGGCACCUCCAAUGUGCUGGCCGGCAAACUGUUCAACAUACCCGUCAAGGGCACCCAUGCCCAUGCAUAUAUCACCAGUUUCAGCAGCAUUGGCGAGCUCAAGACGCGUCUGCUCAAGCACAAGCAAACGGGUGUCAUGGAGGAUCUGUUGGAGCAUGCGAUCAGGCAUCGUGGCAUGUUGUCGCAUGUCUUGGAUGUCUCCACGGAGGAGUCGAGCGAGGGUGAACUGGCGGCCAUGGUCUCAUAUGCCAUUGCAUUUCCGGAUGGAUUUAUGGCACUUGUCGAUACGUACGAUGUUAAGAGCCGAGAAACAGAACAACUUACACAAGAUCUUCUAUCGAGUGCCCAAAAUGAUAGCAAAUCAAAAGACAGCAGCAGUCCGUCAAAGCCGCAGAGCAGCACUGUAAAUGGCCAAAGGCCGAAACUAUUAACGAAUGGCAAGAGCGGCGGCCAAACAGCAGCCAACAAUGGACACAAGACACAGAAUCAACCAAACAACAAUGGCCAUCAGAAUGGUAUUGCUUCUGCACAGAGUAAUGGUGGUGGUGUUGGUAGUAUAUCGCCAGAUACAAUAAACGAUACGAAUCUCAGCACAACAACAACAACAACAAAAACAACAGCAACAGCUGAAACAAGAACAACAACAUCUUUGACAGCAAAAGCAACAACAGCAACAACGUUAGCACGAACAACGUCCAAUGGGACGGCAUACCUACCAAAAUAUGUCGAGAAGUCAUUCAGGAGCGGGCUGCUGAAUUUUAGUGCCGUGGCAUUGGCCCUCAACGAUUUGGGCUAUCAUGCACUGGGCAUUCGCAUCGAUUCGGGCGACUUGGCCUAUCUCAGCUGUUUGGCGCGCGAGGCCUUCGAGAAGGUGGCGGAGCGCUUCAAGGUGCCAUGGUUCAAUAAGCUGACAAUUGUGGCCUCGAAUGACAUCAACGAGGACACCAUACUGAGCCUGAACGAGCAGGGACAUAAGAUUGAUUGCUUUGGCAUAGGCACACAUUUGGUGACCUGUCAGCGUCAGCCCGCCUUGGGCUGUGUCUACAAGCUGGUGGAGAUCAAUGGCCAGCCGCGCAUCAAGCUGAGUCAGGAUGUGGAGAAGGUCACCAUGCCGGGCAAUAAGAAUGCCUAUCGCCUGUACAGUGCCGACGGACACGCACUCAUCGAUCUGCUGCAGAAGGUGUCGGAAGCGCCGCCAGCUGUCGGCCAGAAGGUGUUGUGUCGCCAUCCGUUCCAGGAGUCGAAGCGCGCCUAUGUCAUACCCUCGCACGUGGAGUCGCUGUUCAAAGUGUACUGGAAGUCGGGCAAGAUAUGCCAGCAGCUGCCGACCCUCGAGCAGGUGCGCGAGAAGGUGCAAAUCUCAUUGAAGACGCUGCGGAAUGAUCACAAGCGCACACUCAAUCCAACGCCCUAUAAGGUUUCGGUCAGCGAUAAUCUGUACAAUUUCAUUCACGAUCUGUGGCUGCAGAAUGCGCCCAUUGGCGAGCUCUCAUGAUCUAUAUAAGGAUAAGGGGGAGCCCCCACGACCCCGCUCGCGCAGAGAAAACAUUUCCGAAACAAAACAAAACAAACAAACAAAACACGUACUUUUAUUUGAUGUAGAAUGUUUUUUCAUCAUGCAAUCAAAUGUUUUUGAUGAUGAUUUUUAGUCAUUUGCUGGUCAUAUGAAUUAUAGAAUUUUGUUAGAAUAGAAUUAUUGGAUUCUAUUUUUUUUUUUUUAACUUUAUCCUCCUGCUCCUCAUCAAGCGUUGGAGCAAAUAAUUCCGUAACGAAUUUUCGCGUUUAUUUCAAUUGAUUUGUGGUGUAGUCGAAUAGUCGAAUUUUAAUUUGUUUAAAAAUUAAAUAAUGCUAAACUAAUCGUAACUAUCGUAUGUAUGUAACGCACAUUAUAUUCAGGAAUGUGUCCAGGUGCCUUAUAAAAGAAAAUAAAUAAAAUAACCAAACAAAACAAAAGAAAA